AACAAAUAAAAGCCCAAAUAUUUAUAAUUUUAUACCUGAUUCCUGAACCUCAGAACCUGAUACGGUGAGGUGAGCAGUUGAGACUUGAGAGAGUCGGAGAGCAGAGAAUCAGAGAGAGGCUGAGGCGGUCCAGCUGGAGACUGAACAGUGGAGACUGGAGACUAGAGAGAGGCGGAGAGCAGAGACUAGAGAGAAAGUGUUUUUGUAGAAGCACAGAGGCAGAUAAAAGCGUUGAUUAUUGUUCAAGAAGAGUUACUGAACUAAAUUGGCAAGUACUUACAACUUGCCAUGCCCUUAAACUUUAUGCAGGACAAUGUUCAACAACCAAGGGCAAGGAGAGUGCCCGGCUAUUGGGAUCGAUCUGGGUACAACGAAUUCAUGCGUGGCAGUGUGGCAAAAUGGAAGAGUAGAGAUAAUAGUGAAUGAUCAGGGCAAAAGGACCACACCCUCCUAUGUUGCUUUCACUCCUACGGAGCACUUGAUCGGUGAUGCUGCCAUGAACCAGGUUCCCAGGAAUCCCACCAACUCUAUCUUUGAUGCGAAGCGGUUGAUUGGUAGGAGAUUCAGUGAUCCCUUGGUUCAGAGCGAUAUCAAUCUCUGGCCAUUCAAGGUCAUUGAAGGUCCUGGUGACAAGCCUAUGAUUGUGGUGAACCAUAAGGAUGAAGAGAAGCACUUUGCUGCUGAGGAAAUCUCAUCAAUGGUCCUAAUGAAGAUGCAAGAGAUAGCCAAAGCCUACCUGGGAAAAACUGUGAAGAAUGCAGUUGUUACUGUCCCCGCCUACUUCAAUGACUCCCAGCGUAAGGCUACAAAGGAUGCCGGAGACAUUGCAGGCCUGAAUGUCCUACGCAUAAUCAAUGAACCAACUGCUGCAGCCAUUGCUUUUGGUCUUGACAAGAUGGCUUUGGCAGGUAGCAUUAGCAAGAGAAAUGUGUUGAUUUUUGAUGUGGGUGGUGGUACUGCUGAUGUCUCUCUACUUACCAUUGAGAAGGGAGUCUUCAAAGUGAAAGCGGUUGCUGGGGACAAUCACCUUGGAGGUGUGGACUUUGAUGACAGAAUGUUAAAACACUUUGUUGAAAUAUUUAAGAGGCAGCACAAGGUGGACAUUAGUGGAGACUCCAGAGCUCUUAGGAGGUUGAGAACUGCUUGUGAGAAAGCAAAGAGGAUUCUUUCUUCUGCAACAGAGACUACCAUUGAAGUUGACUGUUUAUAUAAUGGUAUCGAUUUCUCUCCAACUAUUACCCGUGCCAAAUUUGAGGAACUCAACAUGGAUUUGUUCAAGAAGUGUAUCGAACCUGUGGAGAAGUGUUUGGCUGAUGCUAAGAUGAAAAAGAGUUGCGUCCAUGAUAUUGUUCUUACAGGUGGUUCUUCUAGAAUCCCCAAGCUGCAGCAGCUGUUGCAGGACUUAUUUGAUGGGAAGGAGCUCUGCAAGAGCAUUAAUCCGGAUGAGGCUGUGGCUUAUGGAGCUGCUGUUCAAGCCGCCAUCCUGACCGGAAUGGGUAAUGAAAAAAUUCAAGACAUCAUACUCUCAGAUGUCAACCCUUUGUCCCUCGGAGUUGAGGAAUAUGGAUCGAAGAUGUCUGUUUUGAUUCCAAGGAAUACUGCCAUUCCCACCAGGAUGGAGAGUAAAUACAUCAGCGCCUUUGACAACCAGACUUCUAUAUCUAUCUUAGUUUAUGAGGGUGAGAGAGCAAGAUCUUGUGAUAACAACUUGUUGGGAAAAUUUAAGAUUCCUGUUACUCCUGCACCCAGGGGUGUUGCUAGGGUAACAGUUUGUUUUGAUCUUGACAUCAAUGGUAUCUUGAACGUUUCUGCGGAGGAGAAGACCACUGGCGUGAAAAGGAAGAUCACUAUUACCAAUUAUAAGGGGAGACUGUCCAAUGAAGAGGCUGAGAGGGUGGUCCAAGAUGCAAAGAGAUUCAAGGAUGAAGAUGCCACACACGUAAUGAAGGUUAAGGCUAAGUUGGAUUUGGAGAACUAUGCCUACAAGAUGAAGAAUGAUAUAAAUAGCAAGAUACUUGGUGCCACGCUUCCCUUUACAUUUCAGAAAAAGUUUAAAGAUGAUGUUGAACGUGUGAUUCAAUGGUCCAUAGAAGACAGACAGGUUGUGGCUUUAAAACCGUAUCAGGACAAGCUAAAAUUCCUCAAGAGAAUCUGCAGUUACAUCAGGAAUAAUGACAACCACGUCAUGGCUUAUCGGUGGCGAGCCAAGAAUUUGUCUUUGGGGGUGCCGAAUAAAAAAUGUGAUAAUUAAAUUGUUGGAGAUUUAGAAAAAUCUCUCCUAGUUCCACCAUUAACGAUCCAAAAUGAUGCUUUGGGGUUCAAUUACUUCAUCGGGUUCCACCAUUGACUAUCCAGAAGGUGCUCUUUGAGUUAGACCCAUGGAGAUUUAGAAGUGUGCUUAUUGAAAGUUGAAGUUCUACUAUUAGAACCCAAAACAGAAAGUUUAUUAUUUUCUAAAUUAUUAUAUUUCUUUCUUUUGCAUAAUGAAUUAAUAGUUUUUAGGCUAAAAUCCAAAACUUACUUUCUAAGUUUUGCAAUUUUUCAUUUCAAUCUCUAAGUUUAGGUUUUGUCAUUUUAGUCCUUUAAGUUUUAUUUUUUUCUAAUGAAUCACUAUAUCUGCAGCUAUGAACAAGUCUUCUAUCCCUUUGAAGACUAUAGCUAUGUAACCAUUUCAUGUCUCACCUACUUGCAAAUCCUUUGUGAAUAAAUUUAGGAUUACCUCUGUUUAGUUUUA
Molecule: messenger RNA, 2734 nt
Organism: Quercus robur (English oak)
Lineage: Eukaryota; Viridiplantae; Streptophyta; Magnoliopsida; Fagales; Fagaceae
Product: heat shock 70 kDa protein 18-like
Exons: 4
Coding region: 314-2251 (645 amino acids)
Biological process (GO): protein refolding; cellular response to unfolded protein
Cellular component (GO): cytoplasm
Molecular function (GO): ATP binding; ATP-dependent protein folding chaperone; ATP hydrolysis activity
Source: RefSeq, a predicted model, not a curated record